Coccinella septempunctata (seven-spotted ladybird) is the source of this 1194-nucleotide messenger RNA. RefSeq lists its product as uncharacterized. The record is from RefSeq and is a predicted model, not a curated record. Bases 317 to 829 code for a protein of 170 amino acids. Lineage: Eukaryota; Metazoa; Arthropoda; Insecta; Coleoptera; Coccinellidae. The transcript is spliced from 3 exons.
AAAUAUGUUUUAUGUAAAGUAAGGAAAAAAAUUUCGAAUCUUGUUUAUUCCUUAUUAAAUGAAGAUGGUUCUGAUGCUGGUGAGUGGCAUGUCAAAGAUCUGAAACCAUGUUUCAUUUCGGAUUCUGACGUAUCAGAUGGUGAUAAUUAGUGGGUAUUCUCUAUUAACCACCUUAAGCAAUUAUCUAAGAUGGUUAUUUUUUUGAUGUUUUUUAUGUUAGUUACCGAUUCAGGUUGAUAAAAGAAAAUAAAUUUUCUUUUAUUUUUUUAAGGAGAGGGAUGAUGUAACAUUCAAAUGUAAUGUUCCUUUAAUUUCGAUGCGCCAGCGCCAGUCGCGCGCAAUCUCUAAAAAUCAUGUGUUAAGAAAAUUCUGCAUAGAAAAGGCCAGAAGGGAUUUGAUCUUGAGAAACUCAUGUGCUUCCUUUGUGAUUCAGAUUUGUACCUUUUUAAUUUUAUCUAUAUCUCAUUUCGCAAUUACUAUCUACAUCCUGGAAUUGAGGGUGUUAAUAUUCGUUCUUCAGUUAAUACUUGAGAGUAUACCUAUAGUGUAUCUGCUUCAUUUGUAUUCACCGAUUUGGAUGUUCCGAACUGUACAAAUACUGUAUCAGGAAUUCAAGAAUUUUAUUAGCUUUCCUCCUACAAGGGGGACUGAGGGAGCUCUCAUAAAGACUUUCCUCUCAAGAUUUCAAAUUGAAGAGCAUUUUGAAAGGAGAUUUGUGUGCUGUUCUUUUCCAUUUCUCAAGGCAGGAUCCACCGCCUAUCAAAAGGUGCUUGGAAUUCAAAAUCGAUCAGGAAAAAGGUCAGAUCUGUCCAUUUUGAGCAAUUUGUAGAAUUACUUUGUAAAUAAUUAGGAAUAAGUAUUUUAGGAUUAGAUUCAACAAGGUACCUUGGGAUUUUUGGGAAUUUUGGAUCAAUAGAUUGUUAUUGAAGUUUCAUAUUUUCUUUAUCAUUUAAUUUUCCUCACAUAUGAUAUAUUCCCAUUUUUCUAUAAUACACUUUCCAGAUUUUGUGUAAUUUUCAACAUCAUUGCAUUUAAUUGUGAAAUAGAAAUCUGGUGGCGCCCAAUAAAUUAAUUUUAAUUUCAGUUAAAACUAAACACCCUCCUUAUCCGCGACCCAGCCCUCUAAAGACUACAACAGCUGCCAAUUGCAUUAUUUUGCCCAGUUCAGUUAUAUAAAUUUCUUAAUAACAAAAA